This is a messenger RNA of Apodemus sylvaticus (European woodmouse), 1966 nucleotides long. It is a transcript of the gene Xrcc5, whose product is annotated as X-ray repair cross complementing 5. Lineage: Eukaryota; Metazoa; Chordata; Mammalia; Rodentia; Muridae. The coding region runs from base 118 to 1950 and encodes 610 amino acids. Gene Ontology annotation, cellular component: Ku70:Ku80 complex; nucleus. The record is from RefSeq and is a predicted model, not a curated record. Gene Ontology annotation, biological process: DNA recombination; double-strand break repair via nonhomologous end joining; telomere maintenance. The transcript has 16 exons. Gene Ontology annotation, molecular function: telomeric repeat DNA binding; double-stranded DNA binding; damaged DNA binding.
GUUCCCCGCCUUGCACGCAGAGCGGGACGUCUGGGUCUGUGGGUUGCCCGGAACUGAGUUGCGACACUCUAGGUUUCCGCCUGGAAAAAGUAACCAAACCACCUGAGGACCAGCAACAUGGCGUGGUCCGGUAAUAAGGCAGCUGUUGUGCUGUGUGUGGAUGUCGGCGUUGCCAUGGGUAACUCCUUUCCUGGUGAAGAAUCCCCAAUUGAACAAGCAAAGAAAGUGAUGACUAUGUUUGUCCAGCGACAGGUGUUUUCAGAGAGCAAGGAUGAGAUCGCUUUAGUCCUCUAUGGCACAGACGGCACGGAUAAUGCCCUUGCUGGCCAGGACCAGUAUCAGAACAUCACAGUGCACAGACACCUGAUGCUACCAGAUUUUGAUUUGCUGGAAGACAUCGGAAACAAAAUCCAACCAAGUUCUCAACAAGCUGACUUCCUGGACGCCCUGAUUGUGUGCAUGGAUUUGAUUCAGCGCGAAACCAUAGGAAAGAAGUUUGGGAAGAAGCAUAUUGAAGUAUUCACUGACCUCAGCAGCCCAUUCAGCCAAGACCAACUGGACAUUAUAAUUUGUAACUUGAAGAAGUCUGGCAUCUCCCUGCAGUUCUUUCUGCCUUUUCCAAUCGACAAGAAUGGCGAGCCUGGCGAGAGAGGAGACUGCGAUUCCGGCUUGGACCACCGUACACCCUCCUUCCCUCAAAAAGGACUUACUGAGCAGCAAAAGGAAGGCCUCCGCAUGGUGAGAAGGGUGAUGCUGUCUUUAGAAGGCGAAGACGGGCUGGAUGAAAUUUAUUCCUUCAGCGAGAGUCUGCGGCAACUGUGUGUCUUCAAGAAGAUUGAGAGGCGUUCCAUGCCCUGGCCCUGCCAACUGACCAUUGGCCCCAACUUGUCUAUAAAGAUUGUAGCCUAUAAAUCGAUUGUACAGGAGAAAUUUAAAAAGAGUUGGAUAGUUGUGGACGCAAGAACUCUAAAGAAGGAAGAUAUACAAAAGGAGACUGUUUAUUGCCUAAAUGACGAUGAUGAAACUGAAGUUUCCAAAGAGGACACUAUUCAAGGGUUCCGCUACGGAAGCGACAUCAUUCCUUUUUCUAAAGUGGAUGAGGAACAAAUGAAAUAUAAAUCCGAGGGGAAGUGCUUCUCUGUUUUGGGAUUUUGUAAAUCUUCUCAGGUUCAUAGAAGAUUCUUCAUGGGAUAUCAAGUUUUAAAGGUCUUUGCAGCAAAGGAUGAUGAGGCGGCCGCUGUUGCACUUUCCUCCCUCAUUCAUGCUUUGGAUGAAUUAAACAUGGUCGCCAUCGUCCGAUACGCUUACGACAAAAGAGCUAAUCCUCAAGUUGGUGUAGCCUUCCCUUACAUUAAGGAUGCCUAUGAGUGUUUAGUUUAUGUGCAGCUGCCUUUCAUGGAAGACUUGCGGCAAUACAUGUUUUCCUCGCUGAAAAACAAUAAGAAAUGCACUCCCACAGAGGCACAGUUGAGCGCUAUUGAUGAUCUGAUUGAUUCCAUGAGCUUGGUAAAGAAAAAUGAGGAAGAAGACAUCAUUGAAGACUUGUUUCCAACUUCCAAAAUUCCAAAUCCUGAAUUUCAGCGAUUGUACCAGUGUCUGCUGCAUAGAGCCUUACAUCUCCAGGAGCGGCUGCCCCCGAUUCAGCAGCACAUUUGGAAUAUGCUGGAUCCCCCCACUGAGAUGAAAGCGAAAUGUGAGACUCCACUCUCUAAAGUAAAGACCCUUUUCCCUCUGACAGAAGUCAUCAAGAAAAAGAACCAAGUGACCGCGCAGGACGUUUUCCAAGACAAUCAUGAAGAGGGGCCUGCUGCUAAAAAAUACAAGACUGAGAAAGAAGAAGGUUUCAUCAGCAUCUCCAGCCUGGCAGAAGGGAAUGUCACCAAGGUUGGAAGUGUGAAUCCUGUUGAGAACUUCCGUGUCCUAGUGAGACAGAAGAUUGCCAGCUUUUGAGGAAGGUAAGAGGCAC